This is a messenger RNA of Leptidea sinapis, 2611 nucleotides long. RefSeq lists its product as uncharacterized. Gene Ontology annotation, biological process: regulation of exit from mitosis. Lineage: Eukaryota; Metazoa; Arthropoda; Insecta; Lepidoptera; Pieridae. The coding region runs from base 150 to 995 and encodes 281 amino acids. The record is from RefSeq and is a predicted model, not a curated record. Gene Ontology annotation, cellular component: nucleus. The transcript is spliced from 4 exons.
GUCCAAUUGUAUUCUAUUUCUAAGCUCUUGCUGUGCAGUGUGCACUGCCCUGUGGUGGAAUCGUUUGACUAAAAACACUACUAUUAUCUUUACGUUUGAAGUUGACGUUCUUUAGAGUAAGUGUUCUCUUCAAAAAACAAAAUUAAAAAAUGUUGCAAACCGAGAAGAUUAAUAUAGAUUCAGAUAUUGGUGAUCAAUUAACAUCAAUCUCUCUUGGUCACAUUGUAGCAGAGUUAAUUAAGUUUAUUGCUUAUCAAAGACUGCAAAUUCCAUAUACAUAUCAAUGGUUGAAACAAUUAGUAACAAAAAAGAAGGAAGCUAAAGUCGUAAAGGACAGUUAUCAAUCUGAAAGAUAUUUUCAUGUGGCCUCUAGUGCUCUUGAUAAUUUGGACUAUGUAAUAAAGAGUAUUAUCAAAGAAGUUGGUGGUGUAUCUCUACCUGAUGAAAUCUGUAUUGCUUUCGGUGCCACACCUAUCUCAUGUAAAGAGAUUUAUCGGAUUUUGUUGCCAUCAGUUUGUCACAAACCUCAAUGCCAUUCAAAUAAUAUAGCAACAGAUCAAAAAAUUCAGAAAAAUGUUUUUAGAAACCUAGUGACAUCAGAACAGCUUAGUAAAAUAUUCUAUGAGCCACUUCCACCCACCAAAAUGUAUAUAUUUUUAAAGAUAUUGAGUCAGAAACAGCAAGAUGUAAUUUGCCAUGAUAGUUUUGUUAUUGUCAAUGGGUACAAAAUUCCAAAAAGUUGUAAAGUGGUAAUUAUAAACUUUAGGACUUCAAAUACAAAUAUGACAUGUUGUAAUGAGUUUGAGGUAUUUAGUGAUCAAAUAAGUAAUAGUUUGAGUCAAGUUAGCAUAGAAGGUGAGGACAGUGAUGCCUUAGAUGAAAUUGAAACAACAGAGAAUGUUAAAUGGUUUCAGUCAAUGUAUGUGAUGAAAGGAUUCAAAGACUGCAUUGUAAAUGGUAGUUCUAUUACUAAUUCUUGGUUUCAGUCCUCAUAGUAAAUUCACUCUUAGGCGGAGAUCUAUAGAGUGUAUUUAGACUACAUAAAUCUUUGCUGAGUGUAAUAAAACAAGAAAUUGACUUCUGCAUUGGGCUGUUUUAGCUUAAGCUCGAUAUAAAUGUGAAAUGACAAAAAAAACGAAAUCAAAGAUUAUGCUAUGAGUGUAAACUCAGCAAUAUUUUAGAUGAGUAAAGUCUAUAGAUCUCGUCCUUAUUGUAGUGCCAAUAACAAUCAAUUAUCAUGUCUUCAAUUCAACUUAGCAUAAAUAUUUUAGACAAAUUUAUUCUUACUUUAAAUAAAUUAUCUCAUUUGUAAGCUCAAGUCUAAGACUGAUAUUAUGUUUACAAUAUUAAAUAAUAAUAUUACACUAAGUUACAGUCACAAUGUUUAUGUAUCUGUAAGUACUUAUUCUAUUUUAUAAUGUGUUAAAGUCAUCAUGCUUUUUAUAGUCAAAUACAUUUACAAUCAUUAUUAUAUAUUAUACAAUCAAUUGGUUUUGAUUGAAUUAAGCAAUUUCACCUAAGUAUAAUUCGCAACAAUAUCAAGAAUUAAUAAUUGUUCAACAGAAGUAAGAUUUAAUAAAGUUAUCACAUUAUUAUUCAGUUUUGUUUCUCUUAUUACAAUUUAAAUUAACCUACUUACAUUUAAGGUAAUAAAACAUAAUAUUUUUUUCACAUCUUAUAACAGUGUGUCAUGAACUUGUGCUUGUCCGUUGCUAAAUAAAGUCCGAUCUCCUGGCAUAACACAUGUGUCCUUUAGUUUUUUAUUAAUAUCUCGACUAGUACAAUUAUUCUUGCAUAUUUUAAAUGAAUCAUUGAAUUCCACUAACAAUUCAUUUCGGCCACCAUUAGGCCCAACAACAUAUUCACAUUCAAUUCCUUUAUUUAGCAUAUCUCUAAGACAGCAGUCUAAUAAUUCAUAGUAUUCCAACCAGAAAUUGUCUGGCAACUGUUUUAAUUUUAUACCAAUAUAAUCUGUGAGAAUCCCAGUUACAAAAAUGUCAUCUAUCCAAAAAUAAGGGUGGUAUGGUGCUUCAGAGCAGAUCAUUGCAGCUAACUUUGGACUUAUUAUGUAGUACCAUCCUGACAAAUAUGGCGGAUACAUUUGUCUUGAAUAUUCAUCCCAAGUAACAUACCAUUUGUUUUGUUUAUUUCGUCGUGGUGAUGUGUUUUUUAAUGUAUAUCCUAUUAUCAAAUCAUCUCUUUCCUUUAUAGGAAUAUGUGAUAAAAAGCUGUAAGUCUUGUCAAAAUUAAAAACAGUAUCGUCAUCCACUUUUAUAAUAAAAGAUGUGGUUCUACAAUUUGAUGAAGCCCAUUGUAAUCCCAUCAGGUGUUUGUAUGUGAGAUUUCUAUAAUUCUCAUAAAAAGAUCCUUGUAAAAUAUCAUGGAAGGCAUCACUUUCAUCAUUAAUUGCAGACUGAGUUAUUGAUCUAAAAAGAGAAUAUUUUGUAAAGAAACCACCGGAUAUCUGCUGUAUCAUGUAACUAGUGUAAUUUAUUAUUAACCGAGUAUUUUAUUACCUUAUAAUUUAUGUAAAUACUCAGUUAUAAACUUCUAUUCUUAUAUAUUUCUAUAUAUCUUUUAUUUAAAUAAAUGAUACUUUAAUCAAAGAAAA